CUCGCUGCAGGCGCCAUCACCGACGUGCGACGCGGGCAGCACGCUCUCUCUGGAAGCACCGGAGGAGCCCCUUCAGCCAGGGCGUGCCAAGAGGACAGGGAUUAAAAUGAAUGAAGACCUGAAGGUCAAUUUAAGCGGGCUGCCUCGGGAUUAUAUAGAUGCCGGUGCCCUGGAGAACGUCUCAGUCGCUGUCCCCUCCCAGGUUCCUGUUGUGGACCCACAGCCUGAGCUGGUAGUCAACCCCUGGGACAUUGUUCUGUGCACCUCAGGAACCCUCAUCUCCUGUGAAAAUGCCGUUGUGGUCCUUAUCAUCUUCCACAACCCCAGCCUGCGUGCACCCAUGUUCCUGCUGAUAGGCAGCCUGGCUCUUGCAGACCUCCUGGCUGGCAUCGGACUCAUUGUCAAUUUUGUUUUUGCCUACCUGCUGCAGUCAGAAGCCACAAAGCUGGUCACAAUUGGACUCAUUGUCGCCUCUUUCUCUGCCUCUGUCUGCAGUUUGCUGGCUAUCACUGUGGACCGCUACCUCUCGCUGUAUUACGCCCUGACGUACCAUUCGGAGAGGACGGUUACAUUUACUUAUGUCAUGCUGAUCAUCCUCUGGGGAGCCUCCAUCUGCCUGGGGCUGCUGCCCAUCAUGGGCUGGAACUGCCUGAGGGAUGAGUCCACCUGCAGCGUGGUCAAACCUCUGACCAAGAACAACACGGCCAUCCUUUCUGUCUCCUUCCUCUUCAUGUUUGCUUUGAUGCUUCAACUCUACAUUCAGAUUUGUAAGAUUGUGAUGAGGCACGCCCAUCAGAUAGCUCUGCAGCAUCACUUCCUGGCCACGUCGCACUACGUGACCACUCGGAAAGGGGUCUCGACGCUGGCCAUCAUCCUGGGGACUUUCGCUGCAUGCUGGAUGCCUUUCACCCUCUAUUCCUUGAUCGCAGAUUACACCUACCCCUCCAUCUACACCUACGCCACACUCCUACCCGCAACCUACAACUCCAUCAUCAACCCUGUCAUUUACGCUUUCAGAAACCAAGAGAUCCAGAAAGCCCUCUGCCUCAUUUGCUGUGGCUGCAUCCCUUCCUCUCUGUCCCAGAGAGCACGGUCUCCCAGCGAUGUGUAGCAGCCCUCUACUUAGAAGGACACUGGCUCUACCAAGCACUUGCACUGCCCAGAUGACUAGGGCUCUUCCCUUAAAUUCUUUGCACUGGAUUCUCUCAAGCUACAAGGACACUUAGUAUCGGUGAAGCAAUGACAUCAUGUAGAUAAAGUGAAAAUAAUGUUACCAGUGUUGUCACCUUUUUAAAAAAUUGACUACUCACCAUUAUGUUGUUUGGUUUGGGAGUUAAGAGUUUUUUAUGUUAUAUUUGGGAGUAUGCUUUUUUUAUUCAAACUUGUUUGGAGGAUGUGGUUGGGUGGAAAAGGAACGGAUUUUACAUGGCUGUGAUGUUGUACACAAGUCCCAGAAUUUUUACCUAGACUAAAAUAAAUCUGAGUUUUUCAGGCAACUGGAGAAGGAAUUACUUU
Nannospalax galili (Upper Galilee mountains blind mole rat) is the source of this 1515-nucleotide messenger RNA. RefSeq names its product G protein-coupled receptor 12 (gene Gpr12). Lineage: Eukaryota; Metazoa; Chordata; Mammalia; Rodentia; Spalacidae. Gene Ontology annotation, molecular function: G protein-coupled receptor activity. The transcript has 2 exons. Gene Ontology annotation, cellular component: membrane. Bases 107 to 1111 code for a protein of 334 amino acids. Gene Ontology annotation, biological process: G protein-coupled receptor signaling pathway. The record is from RefSeq and is a predicted model, not a curated record.